Molecule: messenger RNA, 2835 nt
Organism: Solea senegalensis (Senegalese sole)
Lineage: Eukaryota; Metazoa; Chordata; Actinopteri; Pleuronectiformes; Soleidae
Gene: lhfpl3
Product: LHFPL tetraspan subfamily member 3
Exons: 4
Coding region: 449-1150 (233 amino acids)
Biological process (GO): sensory perception of sound
Cellular component (GO): plasma membrane
Source: RefSeq, a predicted model, not a curated record
UGCUCAAACUCUGAUUCAGCUGCUGCUGCUGCUGCUGCUGCUGUCGAACACACGGAGCGUGUCAGCGUUUCACAGACACGAGCCUGUGCGUCCGUGGGAGAACAAUCACGGAAAAGACACGGUUGAUCGGUAAUUAGACGAGGACUAAUGCGGGACAAAUCCACGGGCUUCCUCUGGGUGGGUGGAUGGAUGGAUGGCGCGUGAAGCACCGCGAGCGCACCUGCAGAGUGAGGAGUAAAAACCGGAGGAGAGGUUGUCAUGGAAACAUGAGAGCGGCGAUGCUGUGACCACUGGACCGAAGACAGAAGGAAAAAUAAACAUCCGUUUGGACAAGUUGUGCGGGACUGGAUCAAAGGCACCGCUGCGACAGAUGUUUCUUGCGUGAGGACGCGCGCGAGGUGAUCCACGAGCUGACUCCUGCAUUCACACGGACACGCACACGGAGGCUAUGGUCCCCGGGGCCCCCGGCAUCGCCACCACCACCACCACCACUAUGCUUCCAGCAUCCGAGGCUGCCAAGAUCUACCAGACCAACUACGUGCGCAACUCCCGCGCCAUCGGCGUCCUGUGGGCCAUCUUCACCAUCCUCUUCGCCAUCGUCAACGUGGUGUGCUUCAUCCAGCCCUACUGGAUCGGGGACGGCGCGGACACCCCGCAGGCGGGCUACUUCGGUCUGUUCCACUACUGCAUCGGUAACGGGCUGUCCCGAGAGCUGACGUGUCAGGGCAGCUUCACGGAGUUCGGCAGCAUCCCGUCCAGCGCCUUCAAGGCCGCCUCCUUCUUCAUCGGCAUGUCCAUGGCGCUCGUGCUCUCCUGCAUCGGCUGCUUUGCGCUCUUCUUCUUCUGCGGCACCGGCACCGUGUACAAGAUCUGCGGCUGGAUGCAGCUGGCUGCAGGCACGUGUCUGAUCCUCGGCUGCAUGAUCUACCCCGACGGCUGGGACAGCGACGAGGUGAAGAGGAUGUGCGGCGAGCAGACGGACAAGUACACGCUGGGCGCCUGCUCGGUGCGCUGGGCCUACAUCCUGGCCAUCAUGGGCAUCAUGGACGCUCUCAUCCUCUCCUUCCUCGCCUUCGUCCUGGGAAACCGCCAAGACAGCCUGAUGUCUGAGGAGCUGCUGGGAGAAAAGACCGGGAACAACGCCAUCUGACUUAAAGACGGAGGAAAAACAGUCACACAGGUCUUUCUGCCGAGAUGUGACACGUUACUCCAGGACACAGCUUCUCUCUCCUCGUCCGUCUUGUGGAUGCAGAGCUGAUGUGUCCAUAGAAGAAUUAAACUUCUCCAGAGGAGGUCGUCGUCGUCGUCGUCUGGACAAAGAUGACCUCACGGCCGUGUGGAGGUGACCGGGACGACCUCACGUCCUCCAUAAAAAACACCCUUGGAACAAAAAAAGAAUUCUCUGAAUUGACCUGUUGGUCUGAACCGCUGGGCGUGUCCGUGUGAGGAAGGCUGCCGUCGUUCAGCUUCAGUGUGUGUGUGUGUGUGUGUGUGGGUAACAAAAGAAGAAGAGUGACAUCAACACAAACAUGUGAAGACAUUUCUGGACUGUACAAACAAACUGGAAGGACAGUGACGUCUCCUUCUUAUUCAGUGUUUGAUGUGAAAAACCAGACGUCAAAGGUUUUAAUGGGGACGUUUUUGUAUAUAAGAAAUACAAACUUCACUAGAAUAACUAGAUAAAAAAAACAACACUAUUAUCUGUGUACAGCUAUAUGUUGAUUAUGUCCCACGUGCGUCGUCUUAUGGACUCAUAUUAGUGUGUGUGUGUGUGCCAUUACUGUAAUCUGUAAUCUGACGCUGUUGUGAUGUAAAAACGGCCACAAGAAGCUCAUUUGAACCUGAAAUGUUCAGAUGAAGUUUGUCUCUUUUUUCAUUAUCUGACAAAACUUCAAAUGAAACUAAAACAAUAUUCUAAAAUGUCACUCAAAGUGGUCUUAUUCACUAGCUAGAGACUGUUAGCCUGGUUUAAGCUAACAGUCGUCUAACUUCUAUUAAAAUUAUUGUUACUGAAAAGAAUUUGAAGACUAUUUGACUGUUAGCUUAAAAAAGGGAGUUGAAUCAAAAUUGAACAAAGUUAUCACAAUCAUUUGUUUGCUAGCUGCACGAUAAUAGCUUAAUUAGCAUAGGUUUGAGGCUACAGCUAAAAGAAAACCCUGUCAAAAUACAUUAAACUGUAAAUGUGACUUUAAAAACAUAAAAUUGACACCUUUUGUGCUAAAAUGUCAUGGAGAGUGGGCUUAUUCACUAGCUAGGCUGUUAGCUUAGUUUAAGCUAAACAGUCGCCUAGCUUCUAUGAAAAUGAUGAAUUAAAACUAUUAAUGUUAGUGGAUUUGAAGACUAUUUGACUAUUAGCUAAAAAAGUACUUAAAAAAUGCAAAGUUAUCACAACUUGGGGAGCAGGCUCGUUUGCUAGCUGCACGUUAUUAGGUUAAUUAGCGCAAGUUUUAGGCUACUUCACUUUAAACUUUCCAUGUUACUAAAAAGCAUAAGACACAGACGCUGGGAGUCGCCUCAUUUGUUAGCUAUAGCUUAGCUUUGCUAAGAAAUGAACAAUAAUCCCACUACAAUGGGAUUCCCGUUAAAAUAUGAUUGAAAACAAAAUGGGGAGUUAAAAUUCGGUGAAACUAUUGAACCAAACCUCUCGUCUAAUCCAAACGUGUGUACGUUACGUAAUGCCUGAAUAUUUGAUUUCAAAAUGACUGUUUUAAAAAAACUCUUCCGUCUAAAACAUCACGGUUGUUUCUUUUCUGUAUGGAUUUGUCCGGAGGAGCAAAGAUGUACAUCUUACAUUUUAUCAUGUGACAUAACAACAACAACAACAAUAAUAAUAAU